Amoebophrya sp. A120 is the source of this 11057-nucleotide messenger RNA. The record is from the annotation of a GenBank genome assembly. NCBI's taxonomy places the organism in Eukaryota, Dinophyceae, Syndiniales, Amoebophryaceae.
CGCUGCACGAAAACAUGAUUUGGCUGAGUCGUCACGACGAGAAGAUCGCCUGCAAAAAAUGCCUGUCUGACGACCCGAACAGCAAAUUUGCGCAUGGGUACCCGAAGGCCGCGCACACCUGGGACCACGGCUGCCAGAAGUUUUACGAUCACGUCCACGGCACGAAUUACCAUGGCGCCAAGCCCCCGUGGAGCACGCGGGCCCAGCGGUGCGAUUUCUGCAAAAACAAGGCGAAAGUGGAUCUGGACCAGGCCAAGCUGGCGCGGGCCCGACUGGACCGGCGCAUUCAGGCGGCAAAGCAGAUGCGGCAACUGCACUGGAGCCCCGCAGGACAAUUGGUCGUGAGAGGGGGCGAUGCAGGAGUUGGGGCUCGCCCUGCCGGUCAACAACAUCCACCUGCAGGUCCUCGCGGCGGUGCUAGAUCAGGAAAGGCAGCUGCUGUCCAGGCGUUUGCGAAGGCCGCAAGCUCUUCGUCUUCCUUUAACAAUCUGCUGCAGCGGCAACAGAGAUCUCCGGCACCGCUACAGCAGGAAUCAGCCAGUCCGGCACACAUGAAUCCCAAUGCCCAGCAUGGUCGUGGCCAGAAUAGCUCCAAAGCUCCAAACGCUUUUAAAAGCCUGUUCGGUCCGCAAUCCCACGCUUCUGGUCCUUUCGCAAAUACAGGGAAUAUUAAAGAUGCGAAAUCGAGUCCGUUGAUGGUCCCUCGGAGAGCACCGGGCAGGGCGGGAUGGGAGAGCUCGCUCGCACCAGCAAGGCAACAGCAAGAUGUUCUGGAUGGAGCGUCUGCUCCAGUAGAUCUGCAGCAAGUGCGAGAUGACGAACCGCAGGGCGGAGCAACCAGUAGCCGGCUCGCCUCUGUCGAGCUUCAGCGACGCCAACUACUGCAGAAGCAGCAACGCCAGGCGGAUCAAGCUGGCCUUCUCUUGCAGCCAGCAUCGUCCUCGUCUUCUUCUUCCAAGCUACCCGAGACGAGAACCAACCUCCAGCAGACGAUCAAUCAGAAAAGCUCUUCCUCCUCCUCAUCCGCGUUCUUGCUCGGUCGUGUGAAUAAAAGCAAUAAGAACCAACUACCUUCGGGCAACAUGGGUGGACCGGCACUCAAACUCGGGAAUCAAGCUGGAAUAUCCAACAUCGACCCAAUUGAGGACUUUGGCGCGAUUUCCGAGGACCCGAUUGAAAGUUUUGGAAACAGUAGCGAAGACUCUUUUCUCGCGGAUCCCCACAUGCGCAACGACCCGAACGCGAUUUUCGUGGAUGCGAAGACGGACAAAAUUGCGGCUGCGAUCAAGAAGGGCGAGAAGGAGGGAAUAAACAUGAUGAUUUCUGCAAAGGCCGCUGCCGGUACAACCACCAGUGCCAAGGAACAGGACGGGAAGUCGAACAACAAGAAAAGACCGGCAAGUGGUGCUGGUGGUCGACAGGAGAAAGUAGAGUGGAACAAAGAUGAGGUGGAUCAAAAAUCUGGGGAUGGAGGUCCGCGUGAACAAGACGAGAAGCGAGUCCCAUCAUCCAAUGGCGAGGAUCAGGAUGACGACGAGGACGUGGAGGAAUCCAGUGGGAUCAAGCGCCCGAAGCUGGAGGAAUCGCUCAUCGGGGAGCAUUAUCAAAUGUAAGGAUGUCUGGGUCUGGAAACUUGUGAUGCUGGGUGGCGUCUCAUGAUGAGGCCACAAAUGCUGGCUCGGCAUGACAAGUUUCUGAGAUUAUAGGUGUUGCCUAUUCUGCAGGACAGCAUCACAGAAAAAUGGAGCUCUUGGGUAACGUGCAUGACAGAUUUAAGCGUCAUGCCAGACAAGCAUGACAAACAUGCACCAUUCUUUCAGACCCAGACAUUUUUACAUUUGAUAAGCAUGGACAGCAGCUGCUCUGUGACAGCUCGGCCGCGCCGUCGGAGGUGGGGAAUUAUGUGGCGGACGUGAUCGAGAAAAGCGAAGGCAAACAAGAACGGCAGCGAGGAGUUGAUAUGACAUUUUCAACAAACUUGCUCAUGAAGAUGAACAACAAGAUGAAGACUGUGAGUGAAGAUGUCGUGGAGCUACAGUUAGACCAAGAGCAGCAGCAGCUACAGCAGGAUGAGCAGGAGCUUCUGCACGAGGAGCCCAAAUCCCCUCCUGGUCCAGGUGCUGGCAAAGAGCCAGAACGACAGGGCAUAAUGCAGCCCGUGCGUGACAAAGACAAUAAUUUCCAGAAAGAACAACAGCAGCGAGAACGAGCCGCGUUUGCUGCUUUGCUUGACGACCAAAAGCGUGAUAUUGUCGAUCAGGACAUCAUGGUGGAAGGCACUCCACGGUCAGGGCGCAAAUCGUCCGCGCCAGCAGCUUCCUCGCGCAAGGUGACCGAAGAGCUCGAGGACGAGGACGAAGAUGCUUUGGAUCAGCAUCUUUAUCCUGCGAGCACACCUGAUCAUAAUUCAUCUUCCGCAAAAGAGGGACAACUUCUCGAUGGUGCAGAUGAAGCAGAAAAAAACGUCGACCGCGUUGCCGCCCCAGACGACAUACACGACGGCGGCGAAGACGGAGAAGGAGCAACACCUGGCAGUUGCGUCGAGUUUGGAGAAGAAGGUGUACAGGAAGAGGACCAAGGGAAGCUCCCCGUAGCGGGAGUUGUCAACGAAGAGGAAAACGAAAUCGAGCCCCCGGUCCUCCCACACUCUCCUGCUCAAGUAGAGGACCACGCCUCGUCUUCCCAAAUUUUUCACUCCGCACUAGAGAUCUCCGCGUCGGAGGAAGGCCGAGAAGAUAAUGAGAACGGGAACAGCCGUGCAAGCGUAGCUGCGAAUCAUGAUGUGCAACCGCUACAACAACUUCGUGACGAUAUGCAAAAUAGUGGUGUGCAGCACCAGGAGUUCCUUCCUGAUAUCCCAGAACAUCCUGCCACUGUCCGUGAUCAAGCUCCGGUUGAUAGUCCGGCCGCUAGGCCGCCCUUAUCAUCCGGAGAGCGUGAAGUAAACGUGAGCCAGGCAGUUGACGGAAGUGAGAAGGACGCGGAGCUUGGUCCCCGAAUCGUCCUUUGUAGUUCGCCAAGUCGAAACCCGCCGCCCCCUGGGCAACCGUCCCCAGGGCGGAUAGAACAACAGGUAGCGGAGCAAGACGGCAGGAGGGACGGAAGAGAAAACGUACUGCAGCUGGACGAGCAGGCUUCUUCACGUGGCGGAGAACAAGAAGGCCAAGAAGUCGAAGGAAGCAACAACGGCAUCAACAAACCUGUUGACAACUCUUCGGUGUCGCCACAGCAAGGAGCGAUGCGCGACGAUUUCGCUUCCAGCGCCCCUCCCAGCGGCCCUCGUCGACGUACCAGCGGGAAACCUCGUCGUUCGAGUGACAACGACUUUUGUCCUGCGGCGCAAAAUGUAGAUUCAGAAGAGCGGGUCUUGGCGCCGGCGGAACAUGAAGAAAACGAAGUACAACAGCACGACAGCUGUGCAGCUUCUUCCCCAAGUGGCACUCGUGGCGCGGGAGAGAACAAGAACAACCCUCCUGCUCAGAAGGUGGCACCAGGGCACAAGGACAACCCUGCUGCAGAUGAUGAUGAUGAUGAUGCCGUCGUGCAGGCCGGGAGACUUUUUAAUCAUAAUCUUGCGGUCGAUGCUCAUGUUGGUGAAGGCCAAAAAUCGCAGCAACUGCAAAAGCACGAGAGAGUUGAAGAAUCAGAAGCACCAAACCAGGAUGAAGUUGUGAUGAGGUACAAAAAUCUAAAUCCUAGCGAAGACGAAGCUCCGUCGCCAGUAGUAGCUGCACAAGUAGGGGAGAACCAGAUGCAGAUUGCAGAUUCCGGAGAACAACUCGAAAGUGCUCAUUCCAGCCCGUUAUCCGAACGUGUUCAGCGCCGGGCUGUCGACGAACUCAUGGAAGAUGCGCGGCGCGGUGAAUUUCGUGACUCUUCGUCGUCGUCCCCUGCGGCUGGUUCUGAAAUAAAUCAGCAGCUACGAGGACAAAUGGGAGAGGCAGCAGCUGUAGAGCCACCGGCAGGUCUGCUCGAUGAGGUAGUCCAGCACAACACCGGUGGAAUAUCAAGUAGAGGAGCCACGUCGGAACAGAGAGAAGUUUUACAAGAACCGGCAGAAGACGUUGAGAUGAAGGACGUCGAGAUGAAGGACAAUAGUGAAGCAAACUACGAAGAACCAGGCGUGCUAGAGCAGGACGGCGGCGCUCUUAGCCCAGCUGCACACGAAGUUCUUGUACCAGCUCCGGCUGUAUUAGUUGACGAAGAGCAGCCCUCCACCGCUGCUGCGCUUGUUCUCGCAGGCGAAGCGGUAGCAAAUGAACGCAGUACAUCAACCAAGGCCGGUGUUGCUGUAGUAUCUGCGGAAGAGGUGCAGGAGGAAAUUUUGCUAGACGAGGACGCGCGGCUCAUGGGCAUAGCGAACGGGGAAGAGGCUGACAUCGCUUGCUCGCAGCCCAGCGCCCGGAUGAGUUGCGAAGACGAGCCGAAAGUAGCCACGCCGCUGCAUGUGCCCGAUCAGAAUGGUCUAGAAGAGGAUGACUGCUCGGAAGAGGAACUGGUGCAGCAAGUCGGAAGAAACUUUCUCUCUGGCAACAUCAAGGUGCAACGGCACGACUACACAGAGCGCACCGCAGCGGCUGCAUCGUGCUCGACGUCCCACAAGAGACCAGCUGCUGUCGUGUCCACAUCGGGAAUAAUUUCGCCAAAACUCGAACGGUUGCGAGAUGUUGUAGUAGUUGAAGAGCUGCAAGAGCAGCCCGCGGCCCUUGGAACAAACAAGGCGGACUUCGCUAUUGCGAUGGACGCGGUGGUGAUCAAUGAUCACGUCGAAAAUAAAGCAAGUCCGCCUGUGAUGGUUUCGGGUGGCAUGGAAUUUCUCGAGGCGCGGCGGGACCGGAAGUUGCAGUAUUUGAGUCAGCCAGCCAAGUUCAGUACUACUUCUGGUGUACCACACUCCUCUGCACCAGUAGGAGUAGCGAACAAGAAGCACAUCAGGAGAGCCACUUCUACACUUGCUCCAAUGCCUGUUGCACAACCAAAGGACGGCCUGCUCUCGUCUUCCUCCGCAUCUUCGUCGCCGUCCUCGUCAAAUUCUUCCGCGUCCUCGUCUCCGUGGGAAGAACAGGAGGCUUCCUCUCAUCUGUCAGCUGGCUCCUCGUCGUCGUCCUCGGGUGGAGCAAGUAGAAGUAGAACUUCGUGUAACUACAAAAGCGAUCCUCGUGUUUCCACCGUGAGGCGGCGGCGACUGAAUAGGGCGUCACUUUUGCAACAGGGUAUGCACAAGCACCAAUACAAAUAUCGAUAUGUGGAUGAUCCUGAGUACGGUGAUGAUGAAAUAGAAAUUACUGAAUCGUACGAAUUUUGUGGCCUUCUGGAGGACCCAUCACUGUACGACAUUGCCGAGGAAACGUACUCCGACGAGGAGGAUGAGGAGGAGGUUGGAGUAGAUUGUGGUCUCGACCACGUCGUGCAGCAGGGCGACUUCGAGUCCAAGAUGAUGACCAACAUCGCCUCCAUACCAGCACCCGGAGCUGGUUCAUCUUGUAGUGCCAAAGGAGUAGAUGCUGAUGGAGAGAGCUUACGAGGUGGAGGACCCGAAGGGGUUCAAGAAGGGAAGGCACCCGACGACGUCCAGGAACAAUUACAGGCUGGAUGCAGUAGCAUAAUAGCCAAAAAUGAUGAAGAAAAGCACAACAAGCUUGCGCUUCGUCAUGCGGCCCUGCCUAGCGACCGCGAGGUGGACCUCCGCGUGGACGCCAAGAAGCUGCAAGAAGUCUCAGGAGAGCGACGACCACAGGAGGCGCGCGCCCAGUCCACCUCUCGACGCACUUUGCGGCGGCAGCAACGGCGAGAGGAACGGGAGCGCCAAAGGGUAAAACGGGAGAUAAACCGGGAUAGGAUAGAGCGGCACAAGGAGACCCGGCGGCGGCGCGACGUCUACGAACUAGCGGUCCUGGCGGAGCGGGAGCGCGCCAAGCAGAUAGGCAUUGCAAAAGAAGCAUCGUUGUAUUAAUCGCAUGACAAAUUGAAAUUUUAGCAACAAGAAAAUUGGCAUCAUUUGUCAUGCUGAUUUAGGUAGAAAACCAGACUUGGCAUGCAUGACUAGGAUGAUUAGUGAAGUGCGAGACGAGUACGGUGCUUUUGCAAUGCAUAGCAGAGCUUUUUCGACGAUUAUGAGCGAGAGCGGGCAAGGGUGAUCGGCAGCCUCGAUCCCGUUUGGCGGACGCAACUGUUGACCACACCGGGCUCCGUUUUUUGGAACGAUCUUCUCGUGCCAAAAUGUGGCUUUGCAGACAAGUACCGGGUUGUCGAGGGGUGCCAAGGUGUGGCUUUCGGACGAGAGCUCGUCGACAUCCGAGACGUGAAGGCGCUCCCGCCGCGAAUGCUUCUGCGAAUCGAAUGCAAUUUUUGGAUAUCCAUUGCAAAUAUGUCUGGGUGGUCCUCUGGAAGACGAAGAAUGCGCGAUUUCUCAUGCUCAGCUAGCAUGAGUGCUCUCAAGCCUGUCAUGCACGUCACCCAGAAGGAGCCUUUCUUUUCUGUCAUUCAAAAACGCAGUUUCUCAUACAGAAAAGACAACACCUAGCACCUCACAAACUAGGCAAUGUGCUGGAGCGUCAAUUGUGGCGUCCUCGUCAAGAUUCGCCAACCAGCAUCACAAGUUUCCAAACCAAGACGUAUUUGCAGUUGAUAGAAAAAGGCAGACGAGCGCGAGAAAAAAGGGUGGAAGAGAAGUGGCUGCUGGCAGCCGGAGCAGAAUUUUUGUGUUAUCCUGUGCAAAAGUAAUAUCGCGCUCGUGCUACCCCUACCCAUUUUCAUUUUCUACCUUGCAGUCAAGGUCGUGCAAGAGCUUCUACGUGACGACACAAGAACUGACUCAUUAAGUAGGUCGGUCGACCGGAUGAACCGGCGAUAAAGUACCGUUUUACAUGUGGAGCUUGGUAAUAGAACGUUUGCACUUGGUCUCGCGUUUAUCUGGAAAAGCAAAAGACGGUUCGGCGAGAAAAAAAAAAAUUGUGUAGAAAUGGCAACAGUAGGAGCACAGUGCGUUAUUCUUUGCAACUUUGAUACAGAACAACGGGGCCGCGGCAUCAUCCCACCUACCCCGAGAACAAGGUCGAGCCGGGGCGACCCAGUCGAAUAUCAAAGAAGACCCGGCACUACUACAAGAAGAACUACACGAGCAGCAGUUUGUGCGCGGGUGGCACAAUGAUGAAGUGGUCCAGCGGACGACAGAUGGUCGGCUUUGGCGGAUCAGGAAAACAAUCCCGGCGAGGGAUGGAUGCGCGAAGCCAACCACUGAGUUGCUAGCACAGCGGAUGGUUGAGAUCGAGGAUGCGAUUGCCCUGGAGAGACCGCAAGCCGAAGUCCGUGCCCAAAAUGCACAGCACGACCGUUCACCAAAACUUUCGCAGGUCGAGAACUACAUUUCUGUCACACGCCGCGGCCAGAAAAAUUUGCACCCGGACCAGGAACAAAACAAAAACUACGAGGAUGAAGUUGUGAUGCAGGAGCCCUCGCACGGCAGGACCAGUAACAUGAACGCGGCGCAGCUCGAGAACAAGCUUGGUGAAGUAGAGAUGAACGUCGUCGUUCAAGCAGAUGAUGAACAAGGAGGACCGGCACCUAGUUCCCCCCUGUCCUCUUCUAGAAUAAAUUAUUCCUUCGCGGCUCGGGCUUCCUCGCCGUACCCGCACCAAAUGGCCGCAGACCGGUUUAUGCAGGACACACCCUUCCCGGGUGCUGCGCCGCACAUGAGUCAGAACGUCGAAGAACUUGGUCAAGAAGUAGACGUAGAUUGUUACAACUACAUGGAAGUAGAUGUUGGCGCGGGAGCUGCACAAGUACUACGCAACUCUAGCAGCGCAGCUGCGGCAGGAGCCGCGUUGGGGUGCAGCACGCCUGUGCUGGCUGAGCGUCAGCAAGAGGUGAUGUCGCCUAAAAUUGAUGGCCAUAGGAGCAAUGAAGACGACGAGCGGGUUGUACCGCAGUUGUUUCAUAACGACGAGGAACAACUUCUCAAGAACAACUCCCAGGACCAUCAGCAUGAAGGCUCCUGGGGUGGCGCAAGCUCGGUACGCCAAAAUCCCGGCAGUCAGGGCUUCAACAUGUCCGGGAUCUUGGACGGUGGCUCUGGUGCCGGAGGACCUCCGUUUAGUUGCACUUUCCCGUCGAGUUCCAGUUCUUGUCCAGGCUCCGCGCCGUCGCAAAUGUCACAGAACGCGGCCAAUGCACUGGGUACUAACUCGGCACUACACGCUGCACCAGGUAGUUCGGAAAGAAACCUUCCUCACGAGGAGGACCUAGGGCGGCGGAAGAACGGCAACGAGGACCAUGGUGAACAGGCAUUCUAUUUGCCGUCCCCCUUCGAUUUGGGUCGUCCGCCGAGUGUGGAAGAUGAAAACAACGCAGAAGUAGAUGAAAAACUGCAACCAGGGGCAAACGUGGAACAAUCACGAGCAAUAGUGCAACAAGAAAAUAACGUUAACGGGAAGAAAAACGCGAGCUGUGGUCAAGAGUCGUCGGAAAGUUGUGGUAACAUCAAGCUGCUUCCGAGCAGCUCGAGCAGCCCUUCAUCAAGUUUCGUAUCGGCCAAGGAAAGUCGUGACAGCGAGGAGGUGUUAGACAUGGAGGAGCAAGAGCAAAACCACGACUGUAUUGCACAUGCUUCACCUGCUACCGGCGGUGACCGGCCGCCGCCGGCGAAUCAGGAAGCUCUUUCUAGCAACAACAGCCUGCUGAAGCCGAAUCCGCCGACGGUGUCAUCAUCUGUAUUGAGUGGAGCAGCUGCAGGAGGUGAGCGUGAGCAGCAGCAGCGAGAACGACCUCCUCCUGGGAGCAGUGUUAGCCGAUCUUGCUCGAGCAGCGGGAGGAAAAAUAAAGGUCGGCAAGACGAUGGAGUAGACCUGCAGGAAAAGCAAACUUUCAGAGACGAAGGCUCGUCUUCGCGAAAGCGCAAUUUGGGCAAUAAAAGAAGCGGCGUCAGCUGCUACAGCCCACGAGAAGGAGCUGUGCCUGAUUUGUUAGCCGGAGAGGGACAGGAGGUACUACUACCCGGAAAAAUAUCAUCUGCGAAGCCGGAAAAUUCUAACGGAUUUUUGUCAACAAAAAAGGUGGAUAUUGGUCGUGAACAACCAAACCGCGACUCGGAAGACCCGAACCCUAGCGAGGAGGAAAUCGAAAAGCAGGCGAAAGUUCCGAAACUGGAGAAAGGGUCUGCAGAAAAAAAGGCGAAAAACAAGGCUUCCAAUAAAGCGAAGGCAAAGCCGGACGCUGCCCCGAAGACAAAAGCGAUGAAGGCAGAAGCUGUUACUGGUGCCGCAGCGGCGUCUUCUUCUUCUGUUCCAGAAGCGAAAAAGAAGGAAAACGAAAAGAAGAGCAGUAAAGCAGCUUCACAACUACCUAGUUCCGGCGGGAAGAAAAACAAUAAGUCAGCAGCUGCAGCAAAGUCAAAAGCGACCCCGCCGCCGGUGAAGAAAACAGCAAAUCGGGAGAAAAAUGAAAACGCAGCAAAGUCAUCAGCAGCUGGGCCGAAACAGAAAGCGAAGAAAUCGAAGGAAGCCCCCACGACUUUAACUUCUUCUUCUAGCAGCAGCCUCGACGAGGUACUAAAGGGAGGAAGUACUAGUGUACAACAAGCACCUGGGCCGAGCAAGAAAGCCGAGCUUCUAGGCAGUGAUCCUCCCGCACCAGACUCUUGUUCUCCCGCGAUGAAAAAGAGCAAAAAACAAGGGAAACAGGGACCGACCUCAAAGGGCGGAAAAAAUGUAUUAAACAAUGCAGCAUCUUCAUCAUCGGCAGUGGGUUCAUCUUCGAGCUUCAGACAGAAUCAGAACGCAGCUGCUCCGGAGCAAGCAACCACGACGAGCAAGGCGAGCAGCAGUGGUGCUGGUAGAACUAGUGGGAUGAAAAAUGCGGCCGCGGCCUCGCAUCUGCGGGCGGUCCCUGACGCGCAGAGACAGUUGCUCAGCCGCGGGAAGAAGCAGUUCGGCGACAAGGUUCUUGCGAACAGCAACCCGCUAGGAUCGCUAGGCGUCUCCGACCCGCAAGAAGCCGCAGGAGACCUCUGUCCAGUGGCCGAGCUGCCGGAUGGAUGUAUUGAGAUUUUUCUUCGUUAAGUAGUAGAAUGUUGAAGUACUUAAAUCAUAAUCAAUUUCGUUUCCGGAGCUGAUUGCAGAUGUAGCGCCAGCACAGUUGAUGCAUUUAUUUUUGCGCAACACCUUCUGCACAAAUAACAAUAAACCAGUUACGCAAGAGCACAACACGCAAAGCGAAGACCUUUACCUGACGAACCAAGCGCAAGGAAGCAAGCAGCCGGCCAUAUGAAAGUAAUCUCACGCGACGAAAUCCGAACUCGUAUUGACAACCCCCUCGUGGCCAGCGUAUUGCAUUUGCAGUUUCGUUCUUCGUCUAUCGGGGAGCUUUCUACGAGGCUGCGCGCUGUGGCGCUUGUUGCCAUGUUCCUGAGCCUUGCUUCGACUGCUUUCUUAUUCUUCAUUGGUCAAGGAUUCUGGCUCGGGAGUAGUACUUACCUGCAGAGCUGAGCGUGAGUUUCCUUCUCUAAUAGAUUUUGAUGGCAGGAGUCGAUAAUUUCGUCCUUGGAUCAUGUUCCUUUCAAGCGCAGCCGCCACUACACAACCCUGGUGGCGAGGGAGCAGGGCAGUCCGCCAUCGCGCCUAGCAAUUUAUUUGAUCCCGAAUUGCUUGUUCCACUCCCGUUACGCAACACCUCUCACUGCGGUAUUUGUGGGUACAAUCGGGCGACCAUCCUGGAAAACGCCGGCCGGCUGCGCUGUGGAAAGCACCGAGUAUGUAAUAAUUGCGCAAAACAUAAUUUUCGAGACCGCGCUACCUGGCUGCAGGAGCACCAGUGCCGGUUUUGUGAGGCGUAACAUACAUACAAGCCAAUAAAAAUCCUAUCGCAAUCCAAUUAUUGGAUUGCGGCAUGUACUUUCGCACAUGUUGUUUGAAGAUGUUGCAUUCCAACCGACAACUUCUGAGAAGUUGCCGUCUGUAGAUUCUCCUUGAUACUUGCGAAGCACUGCUAAGUCCGUGAAGUUCAUGAGACUACUAGUUUGUUCGUCAAAAGCUUUUCAACAUUCAUAUCACGCAUCCUAUUUA